Necator americanus (New World hookworm) is the source of this 366-nucleotide messenger RNA. RefSeq lists its product as uncharacterized. The coding region runs from base 1 to 366 and encodes 121 amino acids. Gene Ontology annotation, molecular function: proton-transporting ATPase activity, rotational mechanism. Gene Ontology annotation, biological process: proton transmembrane transport. The record is from RefSeq and is a predicted model, not a curated record. NCBI's taxonomy places the organism in Eukaryota, Metazoa, Nematoda, Chromadorea, Rhabditida, Ancylostomatidae. Gene Ontology annotation, cellular component: membrane; proton-transporting V-type ATPase, V1 domain. The transcript has 4 exons.
AUGGCCUCUGCAAACAAAGGAAAGAUUCUUGCCGUCAUCGGUGACGAAGACACCGUUGUUGGAUUUCUUCUUGGAGGUGUUGGUGAAUUAAAUAAGGCACGAAAGCCGAACUACCUCAUCGUCGACAAGCAAACAGGUAUUCAAGAGAUUGAAGAAGCGUUUAAGUCGUUCGUUGCUCGAGAUGAUAUUGCUAUUAUUCUCAUCAAUCAGCAUAUUGCGGAAAUGAUUCGAUAUGCGGUUGACCAACAUACGGCUUCCAUUCCUGCGGUGUUGGAAAUUCCCAGCAAAGAAGCUCCCUAUGAUCCUAGCAAGGACAGCAUUCUUAACCGUGCAAGAGGGCUUUUCAACCCUGAAGACUUCCGUUAA